UUCUCUUUCUCUCUCUCUCUUUGACACAUGAGAAAACAAAAUAAAGAAGUUUGAGCAUCUUCUUCUUAGGGCCAUCACCAAGACCACAGGGUCUUUGAUUGGUGUUUGACAAGGUUGUGUCAUUCUUUUUUCUCUCUCUCUUUUUUUUUCGGGGUCCCAAACGGUAGGCUUGUGGCCCUAGGCAGGGACUGAAGUGGCCGUUAGAGACAUCUCUGGUUUCAAUUGAGGAGAGGAAAUUUAGAAAAAGUUGUGCAAUGGCACAAAAGUUUUGAAAGCCGGUGAGACAGAAUAGCAAGCCGAGGGCUGAGGGCUUGUAAACUGGGGAAAGACGCCUCCAUGUUACAUUCAUACAGGAUGGAGGGGUAUCUUACCUCACAUCAAGCAGCUGAAGAAAUGAUCUAUGACCCUGACAUCUACCGACCGCCGAUAGAGUACUACCCAUACAUCAACAUAGAUGAAGGCCAAACAGACCACGUCUGGGACUACCCGCACCACGCCCAUGGCAGUGACUUUGAGAACAUUCCAGAUACUCACUUCACAGAACUGCAGAGUGUGCAGCCCGUGCACAUCCCGAGUCUGCACCCGCGCUUCGAGCCCGAGCCCAGCCAUCCUCUGGACCCCAGCCUGGUGGGGCACCCACACCACCUGGCCCUCUCUCCUCAGGUGCAGUAUUUCCGACCUCAACUCUGCUAUCCCCAGACAUCGCCAAUCCAGCGCAUCUCCGACGACGAUGACCCCGGAAGCCGCAGUCCUCCACUGGAAGUGUCUGAUGAGGAGGGCCUGAGAGAGCACAUCAGCUCCACUACUGGUGGAGAGCCAGGCAACAAGAAGAAGAUCCGUCUAUAUCAGUUUCUCCUAGACCUCUUGCGAAACGGGGACAUGAAGGAGAGCAUCUGGUGGGUGGAUCGGGACAAGGGCACAUUCCAGUUCUCCUCCAAACACAAGGAGGCGCUAGCGAACCGCUGGGGCAUUCAGAAGGGCAACCGCAAGAAGAUGACCUACCAGAAGAUGGCAAGGGCACUGCGCAACUAUGGCAAGACGGGCGAGGUCAAAAAGAUCAAGAAGAAGCUGACAUACCAGUUUAGUGGAGAAGUGCUGGGGAAGGGCCACCUCGGAAUUGAAAGGAAGAUGUACUUGUAGAGUGAGAGAGAGAGUGAGAGAGACAAAGAGAGAUAAUGAGAGGAAGUGUGAUAGACAUUACUGAGCACCAGAUUCACUAUUCAGGCUACAUUGCUAAAUGCUCAUCCUUCAUUCAGCUAGCAUUCUACAUACAUAAUGAUGUCAUAGGAUUCUGUUCACAGCAUAAGAACCUAGACGUUAUGUGUGUGCUCUAUGUUAGCAUCAGUGAACAAGGUCAUAUACUCUGUUAAUCCAGUCUGUCAUCUCUAAGAUGACUAGGUUGACUAUGAAAAGGAGGACACUUGUGUCUAAAAGUGAGUAAAAAUGGGCCAAAAUUACCAACAGUUUUGCUUAUAUGUCUGUGCUGACAGUAAAAAUGUCAACAUUACUUUUUUACACAUCAUUAACAACAUCAAACAGUGUGAUACUUAAUGUAAGAUGUUUUCAUUUUCAUGUAGUUUAUAGCUAUUUUGUAGCAAUAUGUCAUUGCCAAUCUGUCAUUUCACACUGAGCAUGUCCCCCCUUGAAAGGAGACACUAUGGAGAACAACUAUGUGUGUCUGUGGUAUCCUCAACUGCUUGUGUGCUCGUCUGCAACCCAGUAGACCAGUGGUCUUGGUUCACCAAUGCAUUCGGAAUGCGAAGACAGUGUAGCCUCUGUGAGACCACAGAGAACAUGAUCCUCAUAAGCCUUGUUUGCAGUGGGGUAAUUGUAUCAUUGUUACAUGUACUUAUGAGCAUUGUUUGCUGUGGAGCACUUGUGUCACUGCUACUUACAAGCAUAGACCUCUGAAGUUCGCCUACAAAAAGGCCCCAAAGUUGCCAUCUUUUCCCAUAUAAAGACACUCGGACCUCCUUAUAUGGGCGAAGAUGGUACCCGGAUCCCCUCAUAUGGGCAAAGAUUGCAGCUUUGGGGCUUUUCUGUAGGCAAACUUCCGAUGUCUAUUGUUACUGUGUGCAUUGGUUGGGGAUUUGUCAAAAAGACAGACAAAUGUCCAAAAAGGUGGAGACUCUACCUAGGUCUGGACAGGGCUCGGAAGCUGGACAGUCUGGGCAAAAUCCAGAUGAAUGAUUACCGUAGCAAGAUGAUUUUUUUUUUUACGCUUCUGGUGAGCACCCAAUACUUUCGCGUUGGUGGUUAUAGUUUUGUGACAAUGCAGAGUACAAUGGAAAAAAAAUAUUUAAAAAAACAUCAGUUAAAAGCAGAAGUGAAAACCAAUGACACAGCCUCAUGCUGCACGGCAAACAAAGUUUGACCACAACAAGCUUGGCUUGAUCACUCCAACACCAGAGCACUUGGUGGAAUCUUUACAAGUUGCCUAAACUUCAGCGUUAUACUGGAGCUCUGGUGGAAGAAAUGAAGUUGCUACAAAUGUAUAUUACUGGGGGACACACAAACAUGUAGCAUAAUCAUAAUAGAUUGUCUAAGAUUACCUUUUUCUGUUCUCUUGUGCCUGCUCCAGAGCAUUUAAGCUUUGGGCUCUGUAAAGUGUAUCAACUGUAAUUGUUAAUGUAAGUAUAUAAAUCAAUAAAAAAUAAACAGUA
This is a messenger RNA of Alosa alosa (allis shad), 2663 nucleotides long. It is a transcript of the gene spi1b, whose product is annotated as Spi-1 proto-oncogene b. NCBI's taxonomy places the organism in Eukaryota, Metazoa, Chordata, Actinopteri, Clupeiformes, Clupeidae. Gene Ontology annotation, biological process: regulation of transcription by RNA polymerase II; cell differentiation. Bases 337 to 1140 code for a protein of 267 amino acids. The transcript is spliced from 5 exons. Gene Ontology annotation, cellular component: nucleus. The record is from RefSeq and is a predicted model, not a curated record. Gene Ontology annotation, molecular function: DNA-binding transcription factor activity, RNA polymerase II-specific; sequence-specific DNA binding.